AGAGUGUGAUGGCUGGAGCCACACAGUGAGUUACCUGGCUGUGGGAGCAUGGCACUUCCUGGAAUGAACAAAAGGCGUGGCCAAGGGUGAAAGGGACUUUUAUGCUGAAGCCAACUGAGUGGAGCAAACCAUCGGCUCUGAUGUCACGGGGGGGUUUGGGCUUAGUUAGUAUUAUUUUGAAUUCAGUUUGAUUAAGCAUCCAUUUUGUUUACCCCUUGAGUUAAACUUGGUUUGGCUCAACCACUAUAUAAGUUCCUUGAUGUCUCAUUGUGUCAGGUCUGUUUGUUUAGCUCACACGUCACCUUUUGUUGUGUUAAAUUGAGUUAUGUUAAGUUGACCUCUUUUAUAGGCCUAGUUCUUAUAAGUUUGUUGGCCUAAUUUUGGGUAAAAUAAAAAACCCACUUCUCUUUGAAACUUACACCUGUGUCUUGUGCCUUACUGCUUGGUCCCUAACAAUUGGUGGCAGUGGUGGGAUCAUUCAGUGGAGGACACAGGUUUUUUUUGGGGGGUUUUUUUCUUUGGUUUUUUGUUUUUUGUUUUUUCGCGCCUCAUCUUCCCCCAUUGGAAACUAAAAAAAAAAAAAAGGAAAAAUGCGUCCAGGAGGAAGAAGUGGAAGGAGUAGAGGAGGAUCUGCAACCCCACUGUUUGUUCAGGAGAAACAAGUCAGUGAUGAAGAGGAGAGUGGAGCUUGUGGAGUAGUGGAAAGCACUGAGGGUGAAGGUAAAGAACCAUCUCUGUCGGACCUGAUGUCAAUUCUACGAGCCAACAGGGGCCAGCAAGAGGCCCGGGAAGCCAGGCAGAAUGAGGUAACUGCAAAACAAGAUCAACAUCUUAAAGCACUUCAACACCAGUUUCAGCUUUUGCAGUUAGAGAUUCAGGCCAGGACAACUCCAACACCAGAGCCUCAGUUUUCAGACUUUGACCAACUAAAUGUGGAGGCCCCGACCCUAAAUGUACAAUAUCCUCAGUCCCAAACUGGGUCCAGUACCAUGACACUCCAUCCAACAGUCACUGCAGGUCAGUUUCAUUCUCAACAUGUGCCCAGAUUGGAAAAAUUAUCAGACGAUGAUGACAUUGAACAUUUUUUGAUAACAUUUGAACGUAUUGCUGUGGCAUGCCGUUGGCAGAAAUCUGACUGGAUUUUUCACUUGAUACCACUUCUUACUGGCAAGGCUAGAGGGGCAUAUGUGCACAUGGAUAUUGAUGACUCUCUUGAUUAUGACCUGGUUAAGUCUGCCGUUUUUGCUAAAUAUGACAUUAACCCUGAGACCUACAGACAAAAGUUUCGCUCCCUUGAGGUGGACCUGGAGGAAAGCCCAAAGGAAUUGUAUGCAAGGCUCAAGGAGCUUUACGGCAAGUGGAUCCAGCCUAAAGGUAAAACUAUUCAAGAAAUCGGUGAAAUGAUCAUUUUGGAGCAAUAUUUGAGAAUGCUGUCCCCUGAGCUUCAGGUCUGGAUCAGGGAGCAUAACCCUGUUUCGGCAUUGGAGGCUGCUAAGCUAGCUGAUGUCUUUGUGGCGGCCCGGAAAAAGGGGCAACCAUGGAGCUACAACACAUGGGAAACGAGGGACAACCGUAAACCAGUCCAACACAGCCAGCAGGAGGCAACCAGUUUGGGUAAGCCUCCCAUGGCAGAGAACCAGCCACCUGGCAGGUUGUCAAAGUACCCUAGUAAAAGGCCAGUUUGUUAUCUCUGUGGGCUUGAGGGCCAUACCAAACCCAUGUGCCCUAAAAACUCAGUUAAAAUGACCCAGAUGUGCUUUGUACCACGGCCUCAUGCUGAACCUGAGUUUAAGCAUGACCAGUCUAUUAAAAUGACAAACAUUGAAGUUAAUGGAAUAACUUUAAGGGCCCUGCUUGACUCUGGGAGUGAUCAGACUCUAGUGCACAGGAAGUUUGUACCACCCAACAUUAUCAGCACCAUGGAAACCAUUCCUAUCUGUUGUGUUCAUGGAGAUGAGAAGAGUUAUGUAACAGCUGAUAUGUACAUAAAGGUAUCGGGACAAACUUACCUCCUGAAUAUUGGAGUUGCUGAUAACUUACCCUUUGAUGCUGUGCUAGGACGAGAUCUCCCAGUUCUUUUUGAUUUGUUGGAGCCGGAGCAGAGCCGGUGCUGUAGUGCUGCUGUCACUAGAUUGCAGGCAAAAAAAUGUGACGAAACCUCUGAGAGUCUCAGUGCCCUGCCCUUUUUCGGGGAAGAGUUGGAAGCCACACCUGGGAAGUCUCGCAAAACUAGAAGUCUGAGAAGGCAGGAGAAGUUCCAACAAACAGUGGUAACAUCCCCGGAAAGCAAAAGAAAAGGAGCAAGGAGCUGAGAAGGACUCUGACAG
Notolabrus celidotus (New Zealand spotty) is the source of this 2327-nucleotide messenger RNA. RefSeq lists its product as uncharacterized. The record is from RefSeq and is a predicted model, not a curated record. Gene Ontology annotation, biological process: proteolysis. Gene Ontology annotation, molecular function: zinc ion binding; nucleic acid binding; aspartic-type endopeptidase activity. NCBI's taxonomy places the organism in Eukaryota, Metazoa, Chordata, Actinopteri, Labriformes, Labridae. The transcript is spliced from 2 exons. Bases 591 to 2312 code for a protein of 573 amino acids.